Cotesia congregata is the source of this 1318-nucleotide messenger RNA. Lineage: Eukaryota; Metazoa; Arthropoda; Insecta; Hymenoptera; Braconidae. The record is from the annotation of a GenBank genome assembly.
CUAGCAAGAAGAUGAUUUUCCCAAGGCGGUUAAAUUGACUAUGAGAGAACGAAGAUUUAUCAAAUUUGCGUCAGUUGAAUUCAAUGGCCAGCUUUAUAUGACACCUCAAGAUUUUCUCGACAGUAUAAUCGAGCCUGAACCAAGACCUAGAUAUAAACGAAGAAUUCUUGCUAACAAAGAUAUUGAAAUGAUUAAAAAUACAACGCCUUUAUUGCAAAGAGGGAAUUCUCACAUGUUUAGGAAUCUCAAAGACAAAGGAAUAAUUUCUUACACGGAGUACCUGUUUCUACUGUCUAUACUCACAAAACCACAAACUGGAUUCCGAAUCGCCUUCAAUAUGUUUGAUACCGAUGGAAAUGAAAUAGUCGACAAAGACGAGUUCCUUGUGGUAAGGAAAUAAAUUUUUUCACAGAUGAGGAAGCUGUUCGGUUCCGGAAUAAGAAAUCGUCAGCUCCAUGAGGCAACUGAACGAGUCCUGCAAAAACUAGUUACCCCGAGCGAAGAGAUGACACUUGCCACGAAAACAAUACUGCGAGACAACCAUGAUAAUAAUUCAUCAAAGAGUCAAAGUAUCUCAUCAAGUUCAUAUAUGGAGAAAAUUUUUAGUUAUGCGUGGAAAGGAAGACACGGUGGUCAUGAUCAAAAUACUAAUAAGGAUAAAGUUCCCGGCAAUGAUAAUUUUGUUGGUGAGACGCCUAGAGAAGAUGAGGGACUGCAACGAAGGCACGCGGUAGAUACGACAAUUAUGAUUCAUUUCUUUGGAAAAGAUGGGACCAAGGAACUCAAGUAUGAUGGGUUUAGACAAUUUAUGGAGAAUUUACAGCAUGAAGUACUGGAAAUUGAGUUUCAAGAAUUUUCAAAGGGAAGUGAUACUAUUUCGGCAUUGGACUUUGCUAAAAUUUUGCUGCGCUACACGGAUUUGGAUACUGAUGAGUAUGACAAAUAUUUAGGUAGAUUAUUAGAAAACCCAGAACGUCAUGAAGACAUUAACUUUCCGGAGUUUAGACUUUUUUAUCAGUUUUUAAAUUCUUUGGAUGACUUUGCAAUUGCUAUGAGAAUGUAUACGCUUGCUGAUCAUCCGAUUUCUAAGGACGAAUUUCACCGCGCAGUAAGGAUUUGCACUGGAACAAUUAUUCCAAUGCAUAUGAUAGAAACAGUAUUUGCAUUAUUUGACACUGAUGGUGAUGGAGAGCUGUCUUACAAGGAGUUUAUCGCGAUAAUGAAAGAUCGCUUGCACCGCGGCUUUAAAACUCAACCAAGGGGCGAAGGAUGGGAAGCUUUUAAAUACUGUUUAAAGCAAGAAAUGAAAGCACCCUAA